CGUGAAUCCCAGGCGGCCGGGAGGUUCCGCGGUGUGUGCCUGUCUGGUCUCUACCUUGGAGCGACUUCUACCCCUUAGACGGAGAGGAGGUUGCGAGAUGGCGUAUCCUAGCGGCUCCAGUUCAGGCUCCAGCUUCGAAUUUCUUCUGUUUGGGGCUCACUGCAACCAGGGGCGUGGAGGAAGUGCGGUUACAUUAGUUUUGCAGUGCCGGAACCUCUGGGAGACCGAGCAAGCCUACCACUGACGUUGUGCUUGAUGAUGAUCCACAAUUUUUGCUUAUCCUUGGUGUUAUCUUUUCGUGGCUGCCUCUAUAACUGAUAAUCAAAUAGAAGGAAGGGCGGGAUUGAACGCACUCAAGAGAUGGCUGCCCAGUGUGUCACAAAGGUGGAGCUGAAUAUUUCCUGUGACAAUCUUUUGGAUAAAGAUGUAGGGUCAAAGUCAGACCCUUUAUGUGUGUUAUUUUUGAAUACGAGUGGUCAACAGUGGUAUGAGGUUGAGCGCACAGAGAGGAUUAAGAAUUGCUUGAAUCCCAAAUUUUCCAAGACAUUUAUUAUUGAUUACUACUUUGAAGUGGUUCAGAAAUUGAAAUUUGGGAUUUAUGACAUUGACAACAAAACUAUCGAGCUGAGUGAUGACGACUUCUUAGGAGAAUGUGAAUGUACCCUUGGACAAAUUGUUUCCAGUAAGAAACUAACUCGACCACUGGUGCUUAAAAAUGGCAGACCUGCAGGGAAAGGAAGCAUUACGAUUUCAGCUGAAGAAAUAAAGGAUAACAGAGCUGUCUUGUUUGAAAUGGAAGCAAGAAAACUGGAUAAUAAGGAUCUAUUUGGAAAGUCAGAUCCAUACCUGGAAUUCCACAAGCAGAUGUCUGAUGGAAACUGGCUAAUGGUUCAUCGAACAGAGGUUAUUAAAAACAACUUGAAUCCUGUUUGGAGGCCUUUUAAAAUCUCUCUUAACUCCCUGUGCUAUGGAGAUAUGGAUAAAACUAUUAAGGUAGAGUGUUAUGAUUAUGACAAUGAUGGGUCCCAUGAUCUCAUUGGAACAUUUCAAACCACCAUGACAAAACUGAAAGAAGCCUCCAGAAAUUCACCUGUUGAAUUUGAAUGCAUAAAUGAAAAAAAGAGGCAAAAGAAGAAAAGCUACAAGAAUUCAGGUGUUAUCAGUGUGAAACAGUGUGAGAUUACAGUGGAAUGUACAUUCCUUGACUAUAUCAUGGGAGGAUGUCAACUGAAUUUUACUGUGGGAGUGGACUUCACUGGCUCCAAUGGUGAUCCAAGGUCUCCCGACUCCCUUCAUUACAUCAGCCCCAAUGGUGUUAAUGAGUAUUUGACUGCAAUCUGGUCUGUGGGACUGGUCAUUCAAGAUUAUGAUGCUGAUAAGAUGUUUCCAGCUUUUGGUUUUGGAGCUCAGAUCCCACCUCAGUGGCAGGUUUCUCAUGAAUUUCCAAUAAACUUUAAUCCAUCCAAUCCCAACUGUAAUGGAAUUCAAGGCAUUAUAGAGGCAUAUCGGACCUGCCUUCCUCAGAUAAAACUCUAUGGACCAACUAAUUUUUCUCCAAUCAUAAAUCAUGUGGCCAGGUUUGCUGCUGCAGCCACACAACAACAGACAGCUUCUCAAUAUUUUGUGCUCUUAAUCAUUACUGAUGGCGUGAUCACAGACCUUGAUGAGACCAGACAAGCUAUCGUUAACGCUGCCAAGCUGCCUAUGUCCAUCAUCAUUGUCGGAGUUGGAGGUGCUGACUUUGGUGCCAUGGAGUUUCUGGAUGGUGAUGGCGGAAGUCUCCGCUCCCCGUCGGGCGAGGUAGCCAUCAGGGAUAUUGUCCAGUUUGUGCCUUUCAGACAGUUCCAGAACGCUCCAAAAGAAGCGCUUGCUCAGUGUGUCUUGGCGGAGAUCCCCCAGCAGGUGGUAGGCUACUUCAACACAUACAAACUCCUUCCUCCCAAGAACCCGGCUACGAAAUGAAAGGAGCUCUGGUCGCCUGAGCAGAAAGAAGUCUUUUGUGAUGUGUGGAGCAAUGGAUUUCUCUCUGACCCCAAAUCAUGAAUCUGUCAUUUUACAUGCUUCUCACGAACCCCAGCAUUUAUGAUGCAAACCUAGUUCUCUAUGGAUUAUGUCUAUUUAAAGCAUUCUUUUUUACUUUUUUUGGAGGAAAGUGCUAACUUAAUCUUUGCCCAGUCAAUUCAGUGAUUGCUAGUGAUUUACAGUAAUUGCAGUGAGGCUAUUUGGAUUAGAAACUGGUGUGAGAAAAGCGGAUUUUCUUCUUGUGAUUGUUUACUUUCAUAUGACGAAAAUGCUGUUUUUGAAUGUUUGUAAAUAAGAAAGAGUGGAAAAUUGUUGGAAUGAUGCGAUUUACAGGUUGCUGUGCUUUGCUCUAGGCAAUAUAUGUUUUAUAAGCCAAUGUCCAUGCCUGAUGACAAGAGCUUCUUAAAUUAGAUGAUAUUGAAUUUGUUUCUAGAACUAUACUUAGUGCUAUUCCAUGGGAUAAAACUACCUUUACUUGUGCCUGAAUUUUGCUGCAAUUUAGACAUGCACAGUUCAAAACAGCACGCAUCCUCAUAGGACUUCAUGAAAAGUACCGAAUGAGAAGGGAAGGCACAUAUUCAGUUCUUAAAAUUGUACAAUCAACAAGUAAAAGGAACCUCAUGUAAGUAAGCCAUUUUUAUUUGCCUUCCUAGAUCUUUCAUUUUCAUUAUUGAAUACCAUAAACAUGGUCAGAUUUGACCUUUUCAUUGAUUGUAUGUAACACUCAGGAUUCUAUAUCUGCAUUGAUGAUAGGUAGCCCUAGAUUCAACAUUAUUAGAUUAUUUUAAUUGGAGUUUGUUAAAAUGGUUAGGACUGGUUUAUCCAGGAAAAUUAUAAGGACGAAACAUAUAAGGGGAAAUUCAGAAUUCUACUUCCUUUUAAUCAAUGAAAGACUUUGCUUAUUAAAAACGACAGUGUUUAUACUUUCCUUGUUAAGGUCCCAUAUAUUGAUUUGUACAUUUGUGUAGAUUCAUUUAGGUAUUCUCUCUUUUUUUUUUAAGCAACAUUUUUAGUCUGAUUUUUUUAAACUCAUGAUAGUGGUUAUUAAUCAAAAUCAUAUUUUACAUUUUAAUAAUGUGCUAUUUCAUAAAUCCAGAAUGUAUUGUAUUAAGCCUAAAACCUGUUAUAACUUUAGAAAAGAUCCAACUGCUGCAUAGGAUAGAGUGGACUUUAUAUGCUUUUUUUUUUAGUAGAAUUUUUUUCCUGAUUUUUACCCUUUAGAAAAUAAUACUUCGCAAACAUUACCUUUUCAGAAUAGAUUCAGUAACGUUUUAUUGAGGAGCUGUGUGCCAAGUACUAUGCAUAUCUGUGUAUUGGCCAGUCAUCUUGAACAAUUUAACAUUGAGAAUUACGUGUUUAUUAUGGAUCUGUAAAUGGAUGCACCCUAAGCCUAUCAGUCUUACUGAAAACUUGCACCACAGCUCAGGUCUCUUGUUCCCUGAAAUGUCUGAAGCAAGUGAGCUCUCAGCCACGAACAGCUUUUGGCUUCUCAGAAACUGCUCAUUGCCAAGGUCAGGCUGAGAGGGGAUCUGCUCGCCACAGUGGUUGCUUAGCCCAGGUGAGCAGUUAACAAUUUCCCACUUAGCUAGCUCUCCUCUGGAUAUGUGUUGUUAACCUGAAGGUACCUAACUAGUAGUCUGUUGCUCUAUAGUAUGUUUCAUUAGUUGACAAGUCAUCUUGACAUCAGUUAGGGGAGAAAAAAACUGAUGAUUCUUCCAAUAGUUCGGAGCCUUUGUUGUCUAAGAUGUCCUAAUUUCAUUUCUCUUUGUGUGCUUGGAAACAGCAUAUAUAUGUUACAGUGGUUUUCAGAAUUUUUUUUUUUUAAACACAUGAAGCCUUUAAAAGAAACGAUUUACAUAUGUUCUCAAUGUAUGGUAAAACAGAAGUAGAGGUUUUCUGUUUGAAGCUGGGGCAGGGUCCACAGCCCCACUCACUGGACCUCCUCCUCACUCUCCUUAACCAGAUCCUGGCAGCACCUGAGUCACCUGCACAGGACACCUGGAACCACUGGUCAUGAGCAUUCAUUGUUUUUAUUGGCCAAAUAACAGUACUUCUGUCACCACUGUCAAAUUGAUUUGGUCUUCAUAAUUUUAUAUUGAUUUUAACCAGAAUUGUUCCCUUUUGAAAAUUAAUUUUGUAUUAUGCAAAUUUGCUGUGAUUCCAGCAAAUUAGAGUAAUUGAUACCUUUUUCAGUUUCGAAUAAAAGCAUUUAUAAUUUCUAAAUUAUCAUUUUAUAAAAUUCUUAUAGUUUCAACAUUUUACCUCAUCACAUGCUGAUAUAGUAUUGUUUUAUAUUAAAAUAGUCCUUUUCUCUAUUGUGCCACCAUUCAUGCAAGUGCCAUUAGUUCUUAAAAUGCAUUUAAAGAAAAAAUAACCAAGUUUACUUUCACACUUCCUAUAAACAGAUAUAUUACAAACAUAUAUUAGGGUGACAGUGCCAUGGAUAGAUGUAAUAUUUCUGACAUCUGCCUGUGCUGAGAAAAUAGCAAUUAACAUGGUCAUGUCACCUUGUGCUUAGAAUUGAAAAUUUUAAGAUCAUAAAAAUUUAAAGUCAGAUCAGGGAUUUACAGCUAUCCGUUUUGGUAGUGCCUUAGGCAACCUUUCCAGAGUAAAUUCAGGGCCGUGUUGCUGCCUCUGCCUUAUUUGACAUACUUUGCCUUUUUCAUUUUGUAAAUUUUCUGGAAAGUCAUCUUCAGUAAAUUUCUCCUAGUUUCUUUAUGUGUGUGAUUGAUAGUCGUGGAAGUGACACAUAAGGUAAGCUAGAAGCUUGGUUGAGAUCUCAAGAGACUAUUUUGUGCUUUUAUGGAUCUCAUACUUGAUAAUAAAUGUAUGUUACUAAUAUAUGAAUUGAUGUUAAAUGUAUCUUGCAUCUGAAUUUCCUUUGGAUAAAAUUAUUUCGUGGUGUGAGACAAUAGUGUCUUGUUUUCAUUUUUAUUCUUUCUCUAAAUGUUGUUCAUUGAAAAGUUAGAAAUAAAGUUAGUAUUUUAAUCA
Messenger RNA from Balaenoptera acutorostrata (minke whale), 5013 nucleotides. It is a transcript of the gene CPNE3, whose product is annotated as copine 3. The transcript has 17 exons. The record is from RefSeq and is a predicted model, not a curated record. Gene Ontology annotation, molecular function: calcium-dependent phospholipid binding; receptor tyrosine kinase binding. Gene Ontology annotation, cellular component: plasma membrane. Gene Ontology annotation, biological process: ERBB2 signaling pathway; cellular response to calcium ion. Lineage: Eukaryota; Metazoa; Chordata; Mammalia; Artiodactyla; Balaenopteridae. Bases 361 to 1962 code for a protein of 533 amino acids.